Molecule: messenger RNA, 1205 nt
Organism: Cercospora beticola
Lineage: Eukaryota; Fungi; Ascomycota; Dothideomycetes; Mycosphaerellales; Mycosphaerellaceae
Biological process (GO): error-free translesion synthesis; error-prone translesion synthesis
Cellular component (GO): nucleus
Molecular function (GO): DNA-directed DNA polymerase activity; deoxycytidyl transferase activity
Source: RefSeq, a predicted model, not a curated record
UCGGGCGUGAAUGCGCUGGCCGCAUGACGCCUCGACUCUUCCUUCUUAUUGUUGACAACCACACAGCUUUUAGGCUGUCGACGGACAUGCGGACACGAUAAUCGCAGCAGUCAUGCCGUACAAGGCGCCCGUGGCUGCGAAGCCUUCGAAACAGAUCUUCGACCCGUUCAACUCGUCCGCCACCGGCCACCAACGCGCCGAAAACCGACUCGGUGGGAGUACUUCAUGGCGCGAUUCGAGGAGUCUGAAGCUGCGCGAACAAUUCAGUGCUGGUAGCGGGGGUGGCAAGCGCAUGAACGAUACCGUCGGUGCUGGCAGUCUAGACUUUGGGCAAGAUGGUCGGACUGAGAAUGGCGGAUGGGAGAGAGGAGCAAAGGGCUUGCGAACGGGAGGUCGGCAAAGCAUCUGGGAGAACAUGAAAGUCAAGAAGGAAGAGGAAAGCGAACGACCGGCGAAGCGCGUCAAGACGGAUUCGUCAACAUCGAAACCGAGUACAAUCGUAAGCCCGUUCACGCCAUACAAGAAGCAGGAUGGAACAAUCCGCGAAACAAGCUGGACUUCACACGAGUUGUCGCCAUCAGAUCUGCUCGAGCCAAUAUACACGCCAGAGAAACCCGACGAGUCCGCGAACGUCAUGGUCAAGCAGGAGCAGGACUCGACACAAUUCGGGACAGCAGCGGACAACAGUACUGUUGCGGCUGUGGAAGAAGAUGAGGUUGCAAAGAAACCAGCUGCACCACAGAUCUUCACUAAUCUCACGAUAUACCUCAACGGCUGCACAGCACCCCUUUCAGACCACAAGCUCAAACACCUCAUCAGCACUCACGGUGGCAAUAUGUCAAUAUCACUGGGCCGAAGAACAGUCACCCAUGUAAUCCUAGGCAGGAUCAACGCAAAUGGGGGCGCUGGCGGUGGACUUGCCGGAAGCAAAAUCCAGAAAGAAAUUGCGACUCUGCGCGGCAAAAGCGUCAAAUUCGUCACAGCCGAAUGGAUUGUAGACAGCAUCAAGGCUGACAAGAGACUGCCCGAGAGCAGAUACGAAGCGACGAAGUUGGCGCCAAAGGGCGUAGCCAAUAUCAGUACUAUGUUUAAGCCGACAGGGAAACCGUGACAGUCAUGCAUGAGGAAAGGAGUUUUGGGAAGGCCCGGGUCAUGAUUGACAUUCUGAGAUACCCGGCGAUUAUUAGCGCCACUGCAUAGAAAGG